This is a messenger RNA of Oncorhynchus tshawytscha (Chinook salmon), 552 nucleotides long. RefSeq names its product circumsporozoite protein-like. The transcript has a single exon. NCBI's taxonomy places the organism in Eukaryota, Metazoa, Chordata, Actinopteri, Salmoniformes, Salmonidae. The annotation marks the transcript as partial. The record is from RefSeq and is a predicted model, not a curated record.
ACAGCAGCACCUAGAGCAACUCCUACAGCAACUCCUACAGCAACUCCUACAGCAUCUCCUACAUUAGCACCUACAGCAAACUUUACAGCAUUUCCUACAGCAACUCCUACAGCAUCUCCUACAUUAGCAACUACAGCAAACUUUACAGCAUCUCCUACAGCAUCUCCUACAGCAGCACCCAUAGCAGCUUCUACAGCAGCAUCUACAGCAACUCCCACAACAUCUCCUACAGCAACUCCUACAGCAUCUCCUACAGCAGCACCUACAGCAACUCCUACAGCAUCUCCUACAGCAACUCCUACAGCAUCUCCUACAGCAUCUCCUUCAACAGCACCUACAGCAACUCCUACAGCAUCUCCUACAGCAACUCCUACAGCAUCUCCUACAGCAUCUUCUACAGCAUCUCCUACAGCAUCUCCUACAGCAGCACCUACAGCAUCUCCUACAGCAUCUCCUACAGCAGCUCCUUCAGCAGCACCUUCAGACAGCAUCUCCCACAGCAGCUCCUACAGCAGCACCUACAGACAGCAUAUUUUACAGCAGCUCCUAUAG